Messenger RNA from Lemur catta (Ring-tailed lemur), 1617 nucleotides. It is a transcript of the gene CD8B, whose product is annotated as CD8b molecule. The record is from RefSeq and is a predicted model, not a curated record. The coding region runs from base 759 to 1310 and encodes 183 amino acids. Gene Ontology annotation, biological process: regulation of immune response. Gene Ontology annotation, cellular component: cell surface. Lineage: Eukaryota; Metazoa; Chordata; Mammalia; Primates; Lemuridae. Gene Ontology annotation, molecular function: coreceptor activity; MHC class I protein binding. The transcript is spliced from 2 exons.
CCGUGCUCAUGACGCCGCCCUGGGUGUGGCCCUGGGUUCCUCAGCCCCUGCUGUAGCUCACAGUCUCCAACUACAGCCAGAAGUCAAAGUCAGACUUCCCCUUCCAAAGAUCACAGACUGGGCUGGGUGCAGGGUGCACACCUGCAGUCCCAGCUACUCGGGAGGCAGAGGCAGGAGGAUCUCUUGAGCCCAGGAGUUGAAGUCCAGCCUCAGCAACAUAGCGAAACCCUAUCUCUAAAAAAGGAUCUUAGAUGGUAUAAAUAGAUGGAGUGAUAGAGUUCAGAAACUUAAGAGAUAACCUUAACAAACAAAAAUACUGAAUAAUCACUUAAAUGUAUUUGAAGUACACUUUUAGCUCUCCUGCGGACAGCAACCUUUGCAUGCAUAGAGGACUACAGGAUAUCCCAAACCAUCCUACCCAUUAUUUCAUUCGACUUGGUCCUGUGUGAGAUAGGGGGAUCAUCACCCCCAUUUUACAGAUCAGUGGAAAGACUGCUGGAAUUGGAUUCGAAGACAAGCCGAUGCACUCCAAGACCAGCCUUCUCCACCAGCAGUUGCUUCCUUCCCUAGGAUCUGUCUUCAUCCCAUCUGCUGCCGUCAACCCCACCAGGAGUUGGCAAAGUCACAGGCUGAGUUACAUAGCACAACAGCUUUUUUUUUUUUUUUUUUUUUUUUUAGCGUGUAAACGCAGGUUAGGGACCAGGGGCUGCCGGCUGCUCCCAGCCUCCAGGACUUGGCUUUGAUUUUUCUUCCUCAAAAUGGAGACUGUUUCACAUCUGCCUACCUCAUUAAUCAUAUUUGAUCUUCAGAACAACUGCCUCCAUGCAGAAGUGUCUGUGGGGUGGGGGGAGUACAUACCUCUAAAUAGAAGAGGGCAACACAGCCUUGCUCUCAAGGGCGCUGGCUCCAGCGUGAGGCAGACCUGGUUUGAAACCUGUCUGCUGCUCACCAACUGUGUGACUGUAGGUUUUACAAAUGAGCGGAGAAUACAGUUUUGGUGUCCUGCUACAAAAAGACAUUGGUCAGUAACGAGCAAGAUCUGGAAAAAUGAGAGAAGGGAGAUUUCACCGGCUGCUGAAGCUGCCUGCUUUUCACUGCUGCAAGUCCUUCCUGUGGGCCGCGUGCCUGGGAGCAACUUGUUAGUCGACCAUCCGGAAUCUUCAGAGAAGGCUUCAGAGCCCCCAGGGCACUUUGCAGAGCCUGCUGGAAGACCCAAUGGGAAAUGCUGCCCAGGAUACCACUUUUGGCUCCUGUACUCUCCCUGGGCUGGGCUGGCAAGUUCGGUGUCUUUGCAAGUUGCUUCGCCCUAGUCAGGCAGUGACUUUGGGUCCUGGGGCCUUUCAUGGGAUGGUGCUGGGGUGGCUCCCCCGUGGUCUUGCUGGGCUGGGGUGGACUUUCCUCACAGAGAAGCCAGACCCAGGUUAGACGUGAGGCUUCCUGAAAGGCGCUGCAGCUCCCAGCAGCCAUGAUAAUCUCUGAGGAAUUUGCUUCUUUUCCCAUUAGGAAGUUUGUCAGCUUUCACUUCUACUCUCCCAUGGCUUGCAUCGGUCUCUUACUUUCUGUUCUUUUUACGAAAUGUCUUGUUUAUAAAAAUAAAGUCCUGGGUUAAAGAUAAAA